Messenger RNA from Sapajus apella (tufted capuchin), 3123 nucleotides. RefSeq names its product inducible T cell costimulator ligand (gene ICOSLG). Bases 183 to 1280 code for a protein of 365 amino acids. The transcript is spliced from 7 exons. The record is from RefSeq and is a predicted model, not a curated record. Lineage: Eukaryota; Metazoa; Chordata; Mammalia; Primates; Cebidae.
GACGGGGCGGGGACACGACUGCCUCCCGCCCGCCGCGCGCUGGGCGCUCAGAGCUAGGGCGCAGCGGGAGGGCAGUUAGAUCCGAUCUCCCGCGCCCCGAGGUUGCCGCUCCCCGAGGCCUCCCGCGGCCCAGGUUCUCCGUGGCCCGAGGUCUCCAGCGGCCCGAGAUCUCCGCCAGCGCCAUGCGCCUGAGCAGUCCUGGACUGCUCUUCCUGCUCCUCAGCAGCCUUCGAGCCGAUACUCAGGAGAAAGAAGUAAGGGCGAUGGUAGGCAGCGAUGUGGAGCUCAGCUGCGCUUCCCCCGAAGGAAGCCGUUUCGAUUUAAAUGACAUUUACGUGUACUGGCAAAUCAGUGACACGGUGGUGGCUUACCACGUCCCGCAGAACAGCUCCUCCUCCGUGGCCAGCCGCUACAGGAACCGGGCGGCGAUGUCACCGGCCGGGAUGCUGCAGGGCGACUUCUCCCUGCGCUUGUUCAAUGUCACCCCCGACGACGAGCAGAAGUUUCGCUGCGUGGUGCUGAGUAAAUCCCUGGGAUUCCAGACGGUCUUGGAAGUUGUGGUCACACUGCAUGUGGCAGCAAACUUCAGCGUGCCGAUCGUCAGCGCGCCCCACAGCCCCUCCCAGGAUGAGCUCAUUUUCACGUGUAUGUCCGUGAACGGCUACCCCCAGCCCAGAGUGUACUGGAUCAACAAGACGGACGGCAGCCUGCUGGACCAGGCUCUGCAGAAUGACACCAUCGUGUUGAACACGCGGGGCUUGUACAAUGUGGUCAGCGUGCUGAGGAUCGCGGCGACCCCCAGCGUGAACAUCGGCUGCUGCAUAGAGAACGCGCUUCUGCAGCAGAACCUGACUGUGGACAGCCAGACAGGAAAUGACAUCGGAGACAGAGACAAAAUCACAAAGAACACAGACAGUACCCCCGAGGAGAAGAACGUGGCGGUGUGGAGUGUCCUGGCUGUCCCAUGCCUGCUUGUGGCCCUGGCGGCAGGCCUGGCAACGUGGGUGUGCAGGUGCAGAAGGCCCCGCCGCAGCUAUGCAGGUGUCUGGGCUGCGAGGCCGGAGCCAGAGCUCACUGGCCAUGUUUGCCCAAGCUCACCGCCCAGAAAUGUCAUCCACACCAAAAGCAAAUGUCCCCAAGUGAGUGCGCUCACCAUUGUCACUGGCAGUCACUCACAAGAAGGGCCUGGUGAUGGGCUCCCCUCCACUCGGAGCAGGCAGGAUUCGGCACCAGGCUCUUCCCAGCACCCAGACCCACUGGGGACACAUGCCUUCCCAUGAAAUGCGGGACUGUGAGACUGAAGGAAAGGUAUUUGGUUGAAAAGGAGGACUGGGCAUCCCCUCUUCCAGGAAAGCCUCUGUUCUGCUGGGGUCUCUUGAGGGUGUUAGCAGGAGGCCCAGGUGUAGGACCUCUUCUGCCCUGUACGUUCCCGACCUGCCUUCCGCCCGGAGGCCACAGGACCCACGCCGGUGCAUGUCCACCAGCAUCGGCAGCCGUCCACACCAAGGAGCCCUGGAGGGCAUCGCUGGCCUCUGCCACACUCCUUGGGAGGAACACUGGCCCUUGGCUGUUCUGGUGAAAAGCUGAGCCACCUUCAGAAGAGGCACAGGUGGAGUUUGCCAGAAGAAAGGCUGUGCCAGGGCCGUGUUAGGCCAGUAGCAGGGGCUGCCGGGGCUCUGCCUGGGGCCUGCAGCGAGAAGGACACAGCCCAGCAGGGCUGGAAGCGCCCAUGUCCAGCAGGCACGGCCCUGGCAACGUGGUCCCCAGAGUCCUGAGCAGCAGUUAGGUGCAUGGAGGGGGCGUCACCUGGUGGUCGUGAUCCCCCUUCCCACUGCAGCUGUGAUCCCCAAAGCACUGGGUGGCUCCCCCCACCUCCACCACCCUCAGCAGCCCUACCUUGCUCAACCCGGAGGGUCUCAGGGUCCUGAUGAAGACCUCUGACCCCAGCACCAGGCUCCUCAGAGACCAACAGUCCCGAGGGGGACCGGAGACGGGGUGGGCCAGUGCUGAGGGGUGCCACCCUGGGCCCUGAUCCGACCCAGCGCCUUCCAUGCUGGUCCCUGGAAUGAAUCAGUGGCUGACUGUCUCCAGGAGGGCUGGAAAGGAUGCUGCCAGGUGGCCUGGGGUGCACUCGCCCCAGGGAGAUGGGAUGGACGCCUGGCCUGACCCUCAGGAUGCAGUGUCAGCUCCGGGGCUGUGGGCCAAUGCCCCUCCUCCUCCCUUCCCAGAGUCACCUGAUAUUCCCGGGAUCAGUCGGGGCUGUUACAGCUCCCAUCACUUGGAACUGACAGCGUGUGAGGGCUGCACUUCUCAGACUUAGAACAAAACGAGGAGUGAGGACUCAUGGUCACAGUGCAGUUCCAGUACUUGUUACAAGCAAUUGUUUUUCUACAAAAAAAGUCCUCACCCGGACCUUUAAGUGAAGGUGACCAGGGCUCCACUCGCACUUUUAACAUGCAAGCAUUAGAAGAUGUGUGGUGUUUGUAAAAGAAUAAUUGUUGUCAGCGGGCAUUGAUUGGCAGGGACAACGAGCUGCUUGGGUGUGGAAAGUUGGGGCGUUGGAAAGUGGGGUGUGGUCCCAUUUGCAGUGACUGAGAAGUGACUCCAGGAUGGACUUGCAGGGACACCCAGGGGUCCUAAGCCCCAGGACUGAGGGUCAUGCAUCACCACUCAGGUGGCUCAGGAGAUGCCCUGGGCCUGGUGACUUCACAGGCAGGCCGGGGACAGCCCCGAAGGGAGACAGAGUCUGGCUCCAGCUUUUCCCAUUGGAGGUGGUUUUCCUUCACCAGGGGACAGGCAGGAAGGCUGCAGCUGCCCCAGGGGCCCCAGAAGCUUCUGCCCCUCAUGCCCGGGGUUCGGGAGACACUUUGGAGGCUGCUGUCGCCACUGUACGUCCAAGGCCAUGCCCUCUGUGGGUGGGUGCCCAUGUCUUACCACCCUGCUGGUCCCCACAGCCCCUCCGAAGCCUGCAUGUCGUGUCUAUAAGACCACCCUGUAACGCUGCCCCUCUCAGCCCAAGACGUCAGCUUCCCCUUUCUCCUACACUGCGGACAGGCUGGAUGCCAGUGUCCUGGCAGCCACCUCCAGAAACCCAACUUAAGAGAGAGGGUAAGGGGCAAACCG